Molecule: messenger RNA, 1653 nt
Organism: Aspergillus lentulus
Lineage: Eukaryota; Fungi; Ascomycota; Eurotiomycetes; Eurotiales; Aspergillaceae
Source: RefSeq, a predicted model, not a curated record
AUGAGCACAGUUGAGAAAACCAUGGCGCCUGAUGUCCAGGUCACCCCAAAUAUGAUGUCCGACAAGGCACCCGAUUUUGAUGGCGCUGCGCAGCCGCAGACUAGCCAUGCGGAAGUCGUCGAGAAAUCUUUGAACUCGGCAGGAAGAACCUAUGAACAUGACAGAGCUAUGGCUUUAUUCGACUCGACAGAUGACCUCCAGGAGGAAUUUGACCCUCGAGAGAUACGGCGACUUCGGCGAAAAAUUGACAUGCUGAUCAUGCCUUGCUUGUUGACUUGCUUUGCGUUCUUCUAUAUUGACAAGACCACAUUAAGCUACGCAGCAAUCUUUGGCCUCAUCAAUGACCUCGACUUGCGACAUACCGAAUAUAACUGGCUCAGCAGCUUCUUCUACGUUGGAUUCAUAGCAUGGGCCAUUCCCACAAAUUUCCUACUGCAACGACUGCCUCUAGCAAGAUAUCUCGGCGUCAGCAUCUUCCUAUGGGGUGCCCUCCUGAUGAUACAGGCCGUCUGUCAUAAUUUUGCCACUCUUGCAGUGCUUCGUGCGCUUGGUGGUGCUCUGGAAGGCUGUGCUGAUCCUGCAUUUCUGCUAAUCACUAGCAUGUGGUAUACAAGGGAAGAGCAGCCUAUCCGCAUCGGUAUCUGGCACUCGGGCUAUGGAGUAGGAGUCGCACUCGGAGGUCUGCUCGGGUAUGCGAUUGGACAUAUCAAAGGGGCACUACCUUCGUGGAAGUAUGAGUUCUUGGUGAUCGGCGCGCUCUGUGCUUCGUGGGGGAUCGUCAUAUUCAUUUUCCUUCCAAACUCUCCUGUGGAUGCACAUGCUUUUACAAAAAGGGAACGACAAAUGAUCGUUGAAAGAAUGCGGAAUGAUCAAACUGGUAUCGAAAACAAGCACUUGAAGUGGUAUCAAGUGAAGGAAGCACUCCUAGAUUACAAGCUUUACAUCCUUUCCGGCCAAGGAGUUUUGUACAACAUUCCGAAUGGUGGUUUCAGCAACUUUGGCACAAUCAUUAUCAGGGGAUUUGGCUUUUCAACACUGGGGACGACACUUCUACAGAUUCCAUAUGGUGUGAGCAUUUGCCUUGCCCAGCUCAGCUGCGUAUUCCUCAACUCGAAAUUUCAGAACCGAAGGGUCUUCUUUGUCAUACUCUACCUUAUCCCAACUCUGGCGGCUGGCUUUGGAAUGCGCUACGUUCCUCUAGAUCAGAAGGUUGGUCGCCUGAUCUGCUACUACCUGACUGCCUUCUAUCCCGGUGCCUGGGUUCUCGUGCUUAGCAUGAUUAUCGCCAAUGUUUCAGGUAAGCUCGAUCUCGUGCCUCUCCUCUUCAGCAGGACACAACGUACCCUAACUCAACCAGGCCACAGCAAGAAAAUCGUCAUGAACAUCGGCUUCUUUCUGGGUUACAGUUCCGGAAACCUUGCGGGUCCUUUCUUCUACAGGUCCCAAGAUGAGCCAACAUACCCCCUCGGCAUGUGGUCUAUGAUCGUCUGUAGCUUGGUCGGCAUCAUUCUAACUGCCUUGCUGGGAUUCCUUCUUCAACGGGAAAACAAGAGGCGGGACCGCAUCCAAUCCCAGGCUGAGGGAGGUCUCGAGGGCAGAGACUUGGCAGCCACUGCCUUCUUGGAUAUGACAGACAAAGAGAAUCUCAAGUAA